AUGGCAAUUAUGGAUAACUACAGGUGGCAACACAUCAAGAGAGAUGCCAAGUCAAAUAGGUCGCUCAGCCAAACAAAGUCAAUAGCAACAAGAAAAAGCACCUUCAUCAGCAAAGAACACCUAUUGGCCUCAUUAAAAAACAGAUUGUCACAAUUCAUCUCUCAAGUGGUUUUCGCGCAUUUCCACCUUCUCACUUCGCGUCGCGUUCCACCUCACAAUCUCCAGUCUACAACACAUUCAGUCGCCACUAUGAACACAAACCUUGGCGAUGAUCCUGGCCCCCGUGUGAAAUCGCCUACUGUUCCAGGCGACAAGGACAAUUUAUUUCGCCUCAACACGCGAAGCUAUAGCCGUCAGUUUUUCGCGCUCUACCAGCAAAGACUCCAGCAGCUUAAACCUCGCACAGACGCUCAAGCCUUGGAAAAAUGGGGCGAUGGGACGCGUCGUGUGGACGGCCAGACUAUAGUACGCAAAGAGAAAAUCUUGGAUAUUGCGUCAGGAGAACUUUGCUGGGUUCUGGGAACAGUCUUUGCUGAUCUGCGGAAGAAGCUCAACAUCUUGAACGACGUGGAGAAAGGAAUCGAUGACGUGAUGCCGGCACUGCCGCCAACAUAUGUGGAUCCAGAUGAUGGCCUCCUUAUGCUUGAAGACGAUAGUGGUCGUGCGGUGUUGCACAACGAUGAACUUUUGCAGAAUCUGGGGUUAGUAACAGGCUGUUUUGUAGCCGUGCUUGGGAUUGAGAUCCAAGCUGGCAUUUUUGAAGCCAUGGAGAUAAUCUGUCCAACUCCUGCGCCGCAGCGCCCCUUAGGUGAACUAAAGCCCGAGAAGCGCUAUCUCGCUAUAGUUUCUGGUAUCAUGUUUUCUGAUGCUGGCGACCUUCUGACUGUUUUGUUGCAGCAGUGGCUCUGUGGCGAGCUUGGAGGCGCUACUGACGCAGAAGCGGCUCGUCAAAUACUGCGUCUCAUUAUUGCCGGUGAUCUGGUGUCAGAAUCGAAACCUGUCGUUUCCGAUACUUCUUUUGGUUCGAAAAAUACGUCGCGUUUCCUGGGCCUGGCCGUAAGUCAUUUUUCUACUUGGCUUGCUCAGAUCGCUACCUCUUUGCCGGUGACAAUCAUGCCAGGCCAAUCCGAUCCAGCUGAGACAUGUUUGCCCCAACAACCGAUUCACCGGGCACUCUUGGGCGCUUCGGGCCGUUUUUCUGGCGGUCCAGAACUGCUUGUACAUGCGGCAACCAAUCCAGCAUGGAUUGAGCUCGACACAGGUGCACGUGUAUUAGGCACAGCGGGCCAGAAUAUCCUGGACAUUCUCAAAUACUCACCUGGAACGCCCUCUCUUGACCAAAUACUUACAGUGAUGGAAAGAACUCUUCGUUGGCAACAUAUCGCCCCUACAGCACCAGAUACAUUGUUUUGUUAUCCAUACGAGGAAUGUGAUCCUUUUGCACUUGAUGAAACACCGCAUGUGUAUUUUGCAGGAAAUCAGAUGGAAGCUGGGUGGAGAGACGUCGAUGUGAGCGGAAACAAAGUCAAGGUUAUCUCUGUGCCACGAUUUUGUGAGUCUAAACAAAUUGUUUUGGUAGAUGUGGCUACGUUAGAGGCUAAGAUAGUGAACUUUUCUAUUUAA
Molecule: messenger RNA, 1623 nt
Organism: Clavispora lusitaniae ATCC 42720
Lineage: Eukaryota; Fungi; Ascomycota; Pichiomycetes; Serinales; Metschnikowiaceae
Gene: HYS2
Product: DNA-directed DNA polymerase delta subunit
Biological process (GO): DNA replication; DNA strand elongation involved in DNA replication
Cellular component (GO): delta DNA polymerase complex
Molecular function (GO): DNA binding
Source: RefSeq, a predicted model, not a curated record